AUGCUGUCCUCGACCCUUCGAGCGCUCGGUGAGACGCUCGCCUCCGCUCCCUCGCGGUCGAGCUCGAGAGUGUUUCAAUACUCGUACUCCACUCGCUCGCCCGCGCUCAGGGCGUUCAAAACGCCGCGCGAGGUGUCGACCUGUGAGACAGUGGCGAAGAAGAGUCGCUUCGUCGCCGCCGUGUCCCCGUGCGCGUCCCCCGAUGAGGCCUUGGCGUUCGUCCGCGAGCGCGGCGACGCCGGUGCGUCGCAUAACUGCUGGGCCUUUCGCAUCGGCGAUGACGUGUAUCGAUUCAGCGACGACGGCGAGCCGGGCGGAACCGCCGGACAGCCAAUAUAUUCGGCGAUACAGAACAGCGGCCUCGAUCGAGUGGUGGUUCUCGUGACGCGGUACUACGGUGGCACGCAGUUGGGAACCGGUGGUUUAAUCAGAGCGUACGGCGGAGCGGCCCAGACGGCGCUGGAGCUCGCGACGCGCACCGCGGUCGUGGUCACCCCGAGGUGCGACGCCGUUUGCAAUAUGGACGCGGCAGACGUAGGUCGCGUCUUCUCCGCGCUGGACGAGUUCAGUGCGGAAAAAGUAGACGAAGAGUACUCGGAUGACGGGACCGUGCACGUGCAGGUCAUCAUAGAGGAGAGUGUGGCAGAGAAUUUGCGAGAGAGGAUCCUCAAUAGCACGAGCGGUCGAGCAGACUUCAAGUGGUGGCCGUCCGGAGGAUGA
Messenger RNA from Ostreococcus tauri, 720 nucleotides. Its product is annotated as Elongation factor G, III-V domain. Bases 1 to 720 code for a protein of 239 amino acids. The transcript has a single exon. The record is from RefSeq and is a predicted model, not a curated record. Gene Ontology annotation, biological process: regulation of translational initiation. NCBI's taxonomy places the organism in Eukaryota, Viridiplantae, Chlorophyta, Mamiellophyceae, Mamiellales, Bathycoccaceae. Gene Ontology annotation, cellular component: cytoplasm.